GGGGACGUUGUGCGGGCGUCUCCGCCAUCUUGUUGAGUCUAUAACUCGGAGCCGUUGGGUCGGUCCCUGCUAUUCCUCUGCGCCUCCGCUCCGUCCCCCGCGGGUCUGCUCCGUGUGCCAUGGACGGCAUCGUCCCAGACAUAGCAGUCGGUACAAAGCGGGGAUCCGACGAGCUCUUCUCCACGUGUGUCAGCAACGGCCCCUUCAUCAUGAGCAGCUCGACUUCAGCAGCCAAUGGAAAUGAUAGCAAGAAGUUCAAAGGCGACAACAGGAGCACAGGGGUUCCUUCCAGAGUCAUCCAUGUCCGCAAGCUACCUAGUGAUGUCACUGAGGGCGAGGUCAUCUCCCUGGGGCUGCCCUUUGGGAAGGUUACCAACCUCCUUAUGCUGAAGGGGAAGAACCAGGCCUUCAUUGAAAUGAACACGGAGGAGGCUGCCAAUACCAUGGUCAACUAUUACACGUCAGUGGCACCUGUGCUGCGUGGACAGCCCAUCUACAUCCAGUUCUCUAACCACAAGGAGCUCAAAACUGACAGCUCGCCGAACCAGGCGCGUGCCCAGGCAGCCCUGCAGGCCGUGAACUCUGUGCAGUCCGGAAAUCUGGCCUUGGCAGCUUCUGCUGCUGCCGUGGAUGCUGGAAUGGCAAUGGCAGGCCAGAGCCCAGUGCUCAGGAUCAUUGUGGAGAACCUCUUCUACCCAGUGACCCUAGACGUGCUGCACCAGAUCUUCUCAAAGUUUGGUACAGUCCUGAAGAUUAUCACAUUCACCAAGAACCAGUUCCAGGCGCUGCUGCAGUAUGCUGACCCUGUGAGCGCCCAGCACGCUAAGCUGUCGCUGGAUGGCCACAUCUACAAUGCCUGCUGCACUCUGCGCAUUGACUUCUCCAAGCUCACCAGUCUCAAUGUCAAGUACAACAAUGACAAGAGCAGAGAUUAUACUCGGCCUGACUUGCCUUCUGGGGACAGCCAGCCUUCUCUGGACCAGACCAUGGCAGCAGCCUUUGGUCUCUCUGUUCCUAACGUCCACGGAGCGCUGGCCCCCCUAGCCAUACCUUCUGCUGCUGCAGCUGCUGCCGCUGGCCGCAUCGCCAUCCCAGGCCUGGCAGGCGCAGGGAAUUCCGUCCUUUUGGGUCAGCAACCUAAACCUGAGAGAGUCACACCCCAAAGCCUCUUUAUUCUCUUCGGCGUUUAUGGUGAUGUGCAGCGGGUGAAGAUUCUGUUCAACAAGAAGGAGAAUGCACUUGUACAGAUGGCCGAUGGCAGCCAGGCCCAGCUGGCCAUGAGCCACCUGAAUGGGCACAAGCUGCAUGGGAAGUCAGUGCGCAUCACGCUGUCGAAGCAUCAGAGUGUGCAGCUGCCUCGUGAGGGACAGGAGGACCAGGGCCUGACCAAGGACUAUGGCAGCUCACCGCUGAAUCGUUUCAAGAAGCCGGGCUCCAAGAACUUCCAGAACAUCUUCCCACCCUCAGCCACUCUGCACCUUUCUAAUAUCCCGCCCUCUGUGUCCGAGGACGACCUCAAGAGCCUCUUCUCCAGCAAUGGUGGUGUGGUCAAAGGCUUCAAGUUCUUCCAGAAGGACCGCAAGAUGGCACUGAUCCAGAUGGGCUCCGUGGAGGAGGCUGUGCAGGCGCUGAUUGAGCUGCACAACCACGACCUGGGCGAGAACCACCACCUGCGUGUGUCCUUCUCCAAGUCCACCAUCUAGAUGCGCGUGUCCGCGACAGCUACCACCAUUCCAGAAAAGCCACUUUAAAAAGCAGCUGAAGUGACCUUACAGACCAGAGAUUUUAUUUUUUUAAAGAGAGAUCAGUUUACCUGUUUUUAAAAAAAUUAAAUCUAGUCCACUUUGCUGUGGCGGGAAAUGGCUUAGGCCACAGAGGCCCAGUCAGGCCCGGCACCAUGCCUUGAGGAGCUCAGGCGUGAGGCCACAGCGGUGCCCCCGAACACAGCCGCUUUCUCGUGCCUUACAAAACCAGCCCACCUUGCGGCCACACACCCACCCUCUCAAGCCACCAAGUCUGUCGCUAGACCUGCCGGUGAGCCGAGACCUGCACUUCCAGGCUCCCUAAACCAUGCAGGAGCCUUGGCCACCGCCCCCACCCCUUAUAAUCAAGUGACAUGAUUCUCCCAUGUCCCUGGCCAGCCCAGGAGGCCCAGGCCAUCCUCAGCUGCCGAGCCUCGUGACCUUUGUAUUCUGUUCUGGUGGUCACAGACACCUGUGCCUAGCAAUAUUUCCACUUGACCAAAUACUCAAAUCUUUUUCCAUUUAUAAGAGAUAGUUUUAAGUAACUUUUUAUAGUGAUGAUACAGUGGUAUGUGUGUACUCUAAGCUUCUGUGUCCCUGUGCUCGUCCCCUCCUUCCUGGUGACCAACUUCCGGGUGGGGCCCAGGCCAGUGCUGCCCCUGCCUGGGGAAAACAGCCCUGAGACCAUUGGGUUCCUACCUUCAAAUUCUGGACCAAAGUUUUUUUUUUUCUUUUUUUUUUUUUUUUGCCUGCCUCUGACUAGGCCCAGGUGAGGGGCUGACCUCCAGGCCUUAAUGCCCCUCCCGAUAUGCCCAUGUCGUGCCUAGCCUGUCUCUAGGGGAGGGGUUCCCUGGACCUUGGUUCUGUGAAGGAGUGGCAAGAGUGUAAAUAUUUAUGAUUUUUUUUACCUGUGUGGGGCUGAGGCAGUGCAGCAGUUUUUUAUGGUGACAGAUAUAUAUUUUGGUAACAACUACAGGCUCAGUAUUGUCCCAGGGCCAGCCCUGGCUACAUUCCACCCCGUCCCAGAUGGUAUGUUGGGAAGUUUCCAUUAAAGCAGUUUUCUAACCUGUGCCUUCCCUGAGCCCUUCAUUCUGAGCUGUAGAGGUAUCGCCCGGGCUGGGCCUGGAUCCAAUAAAUGCCUGUGUCUUGCGCA
Molecule: messenger RNA, 2895 nt
Organism: Arvicola amphibius (Eurasian water vole)
Lineage: Eukaryota; Metazoa; Chordata; Mammalia; Rodentia; Cricetidae
Gene: Ptbp1
Product: polypyrimidine tract binding protein 1
Biological process (GO): regulation of cell differentiation; mRNA processing; regulation of RNA splicing
Cellular component (GO): nucleus
Molecular function (GO): mRNA binding
Source: RefSeq, a predicted model, not a curated record